Messenger RNA from Carlito syrichta (Philippine tarsier), 1323 nucleotides. It is a transcript of the gene CRPPA, whose product is annotated as isoprenoid synthase domain containing. Lineage: Eukaryota; Metazoa; Chordata; Mammalia; Primates; Tarsiidae. The transcript has 10 exons. The record is from RefSeq and is a predicted model, not a curated record. Bases 1 to 1323 code for a protein of 440 amino acids. Gene Ontology annotation, biological process: protein O-linked glycosylation via mannose; isoprenoid biosynthetic process. Gene Ontology annotation, cellular component: cytosol. Gene Ontology annotation, molecular function: D-ribitol-5-phosphate cytidylyltransferase activity.
AUGGAGCCCGGGCCACCCGGAGGCGGCAGGCCCCACGAGCCCGGGCCUUUCCUGAGCGGCCCGCGCGGCGCGGACCUGGCGGCUCCGGCCUCCUCGCUGAGUGUCGUGGCGGCCGUGCUGCCGGCUGGGGGGUGCGGGGAGCGCAUGGGCGUCCCCACCCCGAAGCAGUUCUGCCCCAUCCUGGAGAGGCCGCUCAUCAGCUACACCCUGCAGGCCCUGGAGAGAGUAUGUUGGAUAAAAGACAUUGUUGUGGCGGUAACUGGAGAAAACAUAGAAGCAAUGAAAAGUAUUAUUCAGAAGUACCAGCAUAAACGCAUCUCAGUAGUUGAAGCAGGAAUGACCCGCCACCGGUCAAUUUUCAAUGGACUAAAAGCACUGGCAGAGGAGCAGCCCAACUUGCAACUCUCCAAGCCAGAAGUAGUGAUUAUCCAUGAUGCAGUGAGACCAUUUGUGGAGGAAGAUGUUCUCCUUAAAGUUGUCACAGCAGCUAAGGAGCAUGGGGCAGCAGGUGCAGUUCGGCCUCUUGUAUCUACUGUCAUCGGCCCGUCUGCUGAUGGUUGCUUAGACCACUCUCUAGAACGUGCCAGACACAGGGCAAGUGAAAUGCCUCAGGCUUUUUUAUUUGAUGUGAUCUACAAAGCAUAUCAGCAGUGUAGCGACUAUGACCUGGAAUUUGGAACUGAGUGCUUGCAAUUGGCUCUAAAAUACUGCCACACGAAAGCCAAACUUGUGGAAGGAUCACCUGACCUCUGGAAGGUGACCUACAAACGAGAUCUGUAUGCAGCUGAAUCGAUUAUUAAGGAGAGAAUUUCACAAGUAAUUUGUAUAGUUAUGGACACAAAGGAAAAUAAAGAACAUGUAGGUCAUCUUCUUGAAGAAGUGCUAAAAAGUGAAUUAAAUCAUGUAAAAAUCACACCUGGAACUCUGUGCCAUGCUGGGAAAGGUCUUCAGCAAAUCAUCUUAGAGCAAUGCUACAAUUUUGUUUGUGUGAAUGUUAUGUCCUCCGAUUUUCAAGAAACCCAGAAGUUACUGAGUUUGCUUGAAGAGAGCAAUCUUUCCAUUUUAUAUCCUGUUGUUGUUGUUUCAGUGCAUUUUUUUGAUUUUAAACUAGUACCUCUUAGUCAGAAGAUGGAAAACCUAAUGUGGAUUAGGGAAUUUGCAAAGGAAGUGAAAAAAAGAAAUAUUUUGUUAUAUGGCCUCCUGAUAUGUUACUCACAGGAUGAACAGAAGCUACAGGAAAGUUUAAGGCAAGGCACCAUCAUCAUUGCUGCCUUAAUCAAAGAAAGAAAUUCUGGACUUGUUGGUCAGCUACUGGUAGCAUGA